Aplosporella prunicola CBS 121167 is the source of this 811-nucleotide messenger RNA. RefSeq lists its product as uncharacterized. The transcript has a single exon. The coding region runs from base 128 to 565 and encodes 145 amino acids. The record is from RefSeq and is a predicted model, not a curated record. NCBI's taxonomy places the organism in Eukaryota, Fungi, Ascomycota, Dothideomycetes, Botryosphaeriales, Aplosporellaceae.
GCGGCACCGCGGGAUCGGCAGGCAGCGCUGUACAUAUGUAGGGCGACGAAGCAAGCUGCAGCAGUGCCGCCCGCGGCUGAGGCCUGGGCGCGAGAGUUCGGCUGCAGCUCGUGCCGCCGUGGGCUGGAUGGGCGGUGGGAAUGCGCUGCUGGGCUGCUGGGUCUGGAAUGCGUGCGCGUGCGAGAGAGUGGGCGAGUACGCUGUGGCACGCGAGGAAUGCCACGGCGCUGGUUGUAUGCGCUGCACGCGCCAGUCGGCUCGCGGGUUGGCGUUUCGGGUCGGGAUGACUGCCUGUACGGAUUACGGGUUUUUUGCUUUUUCGUCUGAUGGCGUCGGCGUUGGCGUCUCUUGUUGCUUUCUACCUCCACACCUACGGCGCGGCACGGAGCGCGGGAGCGCGGACGCGGGACGGCGCGGUGCGGACGGGCGGGCGGCGCCGGCGCCGGCGUGGCCCCGCUACCACCCUUUGUUGGGACUCACACGACAUACAGCAUUCCAGCAUUCCAACCAGUCUCGAGCCCGCAAACGCUCUCUUGUACCCCCUCUCUUUUCUUCCCUCUUUUAGUAAAGGAAUGCAGCCACACGACCACGGCACCUAACAAGCGUGCAUCGCGUCCAUUCCGGGCGCGGCAAGCCUGCUCGUCCCGAUACCGCAGCCCGGCCCAUGCCGUCGCUCGGAGAGUUGGGCUCCCGUCUUACGGACGGACGGCUGACUACGCUGUAUGCGUAUGUCCUCAUGUAUGUAUGUGCGCGCGCAUGCACUGUACCUACGGACCGGGUUGGUGGGUGGAGUAGGUAACUGCUGUGGACG